This is a messenger RNA of Oncorhynchus kisutch (coho salmon), 4528 nucleotides long. Its product is annotated as mothers against decapentaplegic homolog 4. The record is from RefSeq and is a predicted model, not a curated record. Gene Ontology annotation, biological process: regulation of transcription by RNA polymerase II; BMP signaling pathway; SMAD protein signal transduction. Lineage: Eukaryota; Metazoa; Chordata; Actinopteri; Salmoniformes; Salmonidae. The transcript has 11 exons. Gene Ontology annotation, molecular function: RNA polymerase II cis-regulatory region sequence-specific DNA binding; I-SMAD binding; DNA-binding transcription factor activity, RNA polymerase II-specific. Bases 361 to 2106 code for a protein of 581 amino acids. Gene Ontology annotation, cellular component: heteromeric SMAD protein complex.
ACCUGUCAAUCAACAAGCAACCCAGACAGACAUCAGCCCCCAGUGGCUGGCUAGUAGCUGUAAGAGAGCAGAGUCAUAGUUGGCCGAGAGCCCCACCGUCUGGAAUGAAACGGGCGCAGCGAUUGGCUCGACUUUUUCACCCUAGACAACUCACUCUCUCUCCCCCUUUUGUUAUUGCAAGCAAACUGGAGAAGAGCCGAGGGAGCAGCAGGAUGAACGAAGGGAGCGAGAGAGGGCGAUAGACUGAUAACAGUCUAGACAGACAGCUCCACAGAGAGAGGGGUAAAAGGGGAAAUACAUUUGGAAUACUGCUUCAGAUCUCCCUCUACUUAUUUGUCCAGUUCUCCUGUUGAUUUGGAGAUGUCAGUGAACCCCCCCAACAGCAACGAUGCCUGCCUGAGCAUUGUGCACAGCCUCAUGUGCCACCGACAGGGCGGUGAGAAUGAGGGCUUUGCCAAGCGUGCCAUAGAGAGCCUGGUAAAGAAGCUGAAGGAGAAGAAGGAUGAGCUGGACUCGCUCAUCACCGCCAUCACAACCAACGGAGUUCACCCCAGCAAGUGUGUCACCAUCCAGAGGACGCUUGAUGGACGCCUGCAGGUAGCUGGGAGGAAAGGGUUCCCCCAUGUGAUCUACGCUAGGCUCUGGCGCUGGCCAGACCUCCACAAGAAUGAACUGAAGCACGUCAAGUUCUGCCAGUUCGCCUUUGACCUCAAGUAUGACAAUGUGUGUGUCAACCCCUACCACUACGAGCGAGUGGUAUCGCCAGGCAUUGUUGGUCUCAGCAUUCAAAAUGCAGGUGAGGAGGAAAACACUAUUUUCAGCAUCAUCAAACAUCAUCAAAAUGGUCCUCCAGGUCGGCUGAUCAAAGAGGAGUACAUCCAUGACUGUUUUGAGAUGGAACUCCCCUCCAGGAUGCCCCCCCAGCCCGAGCGCUACAACCAGCCCCUUCCCCCUCUGCAGAUGCCCCCCGAGCCGCCCCGCGCCCCAUCCUCCGUCAACCUCUACCCCAGCAUGCCCCUCUCUCCGCCAGUGAGCAGUUCCAUGAUGGGGCCCAUGUCUGGGGGCCACGGCGAGGGCCUGCUCCAGAUCGCCUCUCCCCAGAGCCAGGGCAUGCCCCAGACACCGCCACCCACCACCCCCACACAUGGACCACCCCCCCAGCCCCCUACCCCUCACAGCCAGAGUGACUACAGCAGCAGCUCCAAACACACACAGACACAGAGCUCUUAUCACACGACCUGGACAGGCACCAGCACGGCCUCCUAUACCCCUGUAGGAGCCCAGCAGAAUGGACGUGGCCACCAGCAACCACCACUGCACCACCCCAACCACUUCUGGUCUCAGCAACAUCACAGCGCACCCGCCUUUCCUCAGCCAGUCUCCAACCAUCCAGGUCCAGAGUUCUGGUGCUCCAUCUCCUACUUUGAGAUGGACAUCCAGGUUGGGGAGAUGUUCAAGGUCCUGGCUAACUGCCCCGUGGUGACAGUGGACGGAUACGUGGACCCCUCAGGGGGCGACCGCUUCUGUCUGGGCCAGCUCAGCAACGUGCACCGCACCGACGCUAGCGAGAGAGCCAGGUUGCACAUUGGGAAGGGGGUGCAGUUAGAGUGUCGUGGUGAGGGGGAUGUGUGGAUGCGUUGCCUUAGCGACCAUGCAGUGUUCGUACAGAGCUACUACCUGGACCGGGAGGCGGGGCGAGCCCCGGGAGACGCAGUUCACAAGAUCUACCCUGGGGCCUACAUGAAGGUGUUUGACCUGCGUCAGUGCCACAGGCAGAUGCAGCAGCAGGCAGCCACGGCCCAGGCUGCAGCAGCAGCACAGGCUGCAGCAGUGGCAGGCAACAUCCCAGGGCCUGGCAGUGUGGGGGGAAUCGCCCCGGCAGUCAGUCUGUCGGCGGCAGCCGGGAUAGGUGUGGACGACCUGCGGCGGCUGUGUAUCCUGCGGCUCAGCUUUGUGAAGGGCUGGGGGCCCGACUACCCCCGGCAGAGCAUCAAGCACACCCCCUGCUGGGUGGAGGUCCACCUGCACCGCGCCCUGCAGCUGCUGGAUGAGGUGCUGCACACCAUGCCUCUGGCUGACCUAGGAGGACACGGACAUGUCAACUAAGCAGUGUGUGGGUGUGUGUGAGAGAGAGGUGGCGGUGUCUCAGUUGCUUGGUUUGGAUGAUAACUGCCCUUCAUGAACACUACAGUACGUUUUGGAUUGGACACCUUUUUCCCCACCACCUGAAACAAAGACUGUAGGCUUUAAUAGAAACUUCUAUCGAAAAGGUAUUUUCAUGCUUUUAUAUAUUUUCCUUGAAUCGCCUGAUUUUCCUGAAGCAGUUUAGACUGCAAAAUGUACUUGCUCAACAGACAAUCUUUUCACAGAGACUGGAACUUGCACUAAAGGCAUCAAUGUUUUCUAGUAGUGGUAGAGACUGUAAGGGAUGGACUAUGUCACAACAAUGGAAACUGGCCUCGUACCUCCAAUGACCUGGUAACCUGCCUGGAUAAAACACUUUGGGAAUUGUUCAGAAAGUCAGAAUGAUAGCACAUGUGCUGCAGUGGAUUCUCACUUAAGCAGUGUUGGAAUUAUGCCUUGAUUACAGGGCAGCAGACUCAGACAGGUAUAUUGCAUUUGGAGAAUGCUGCUGUCCUUUAACUGCCUUCAGUAGGGUCUGUUUGUUCUUCAGGGAGAAAUUGAAAUAAUAGUCACCACAAUCUCCAUCAAAUUUUUCUCUUAUCAGUCUUUUUCAUCAACCUGCAUCAUGUGACUCAGUUAUAUUUAUACUGGACAAAAAUAUAAAUGCAACAUGUAAAGUGUUGGUCUCGUGUUUCAUGAGCUGAAUUAAAAGAUCCCAGAAAUGUUCCAUAAGCACAAAAAGUGUAUUUUUCUCAAAUGUUGUGCACACAUUUGUUUACAUUCUUGUUAAUGGGCAUUUUAGCCUUUGUCAAGAUAAUCCAACCACCUAAGGUGUGGCACAUCAAGAAGCUGAUUGAACAGCAUAAUCAUUACACAGGUGCACCUUGUGCUGGGGACAAUGAAAGGACACUCUAAAAAGUGCAGUUUUGCCACACAACACAAUGCCACAGAUGUCUCAGGUUUUGAGGGAGCAUACAAAUGUCAUGAUAACUGCAGGAAUGUCCACCAAAGCUGUUGCCAGAUAAUUCAAUGUUCAUUUCUCUACCAUAAACUUGAAUUUGGCAGUACAUCCAACCAGCCUCACAACCGCAGACCACAUGUAACCACGCCAGCCCAGGACAUCCACACCUGGCUUCUUCACCUGUGGGAUAUUCUGGGCUGGGGGGGGGGCUAUGUCCUCCCAGGCCCACCCAUGGCUGCGCCUCUGCCCAGUCAUGUGAAAUCCAUAGAUUAGGGUCUAAUGAUUUUAUUUAAAUUGACUGAUUUCCUUAUAUGAACUGUAGCUCAGCAAAACCUUUUAAAUUGUUGCAUGUUGCAUUUAUAUUUGUGUUCAGUAUAGUUACCAAAAACAAGAAAUGGAAUAUCAAGAAUCUCAUUGAUUAUAUUUAUUGAUGGAAGUUUCUACAUAGGAUUUGUAACGUUUUGUUCAUUCAGAUAAACAGACCAAAGUUGUCAGAACGAUUUUUCACUGCUAUUUUAUGGCCAAAAAACCUUUGCUGAAUGUGCUUAUCUUCGUUUUGUGUCCUGCCUUUGUUCAACCAAAGCAUGUAUUUGUGUUGAUGUAUGCCAAAAUAUGCCUUUAACUAAAGUACCGCUAGGCCUAAUUAAAGACAAGGUCAUGAAUUAAUUAAUUUGGUGCCUUCAUUUUGAACUACUGACAAAAGAUUACAAACACCACAGAAAAAACGGCCUUCAUUUGUUGGUUUUCUCAGUACAUUCCUGCUGCAAUGCACCUCUCGUCAUCCAAAGUGAUGUAUCUACUGCAACUUACGUUUGUGUUUUAGUAAAGUGAGAACACAAAUAGCCUCAUGCUGUACAUGUCGUACAGUAUGACUUCAUUGGCUGUAUUACAUUUGUCCAGUAGAACACCUAGUGAACUUUCUGGGUACUACGUGCAUUUGCAGUCCUUCCAUGUUGAUGUAGGGCCUGUGACUGGUUUACCUCACCAAAUGAUAUAUCCAGAAUAUACUAGUUUGUAAAACAAAUGUAUUGUUUUAAAUGUUUAUUUAUGUCUAAUUUGAGACACUUAUAAAACGCACAUGAGGGUCUCUGCUUCUCUUUAAGCUCCUAAUGAUAGCCAUGUGAGGGUCAACGAUGAGAACAUAGCUAUAAUAUUAAAUGAUUUGUAAUGUAUUUUUCUUGUAAAUCAUAAUAUUAGCAGCAGUCAUUGUUUUUUACAGUAUUAUUUCAGCUGUCUGUAGUCAGCUUGAUUCUGUCUCUUUGGUAGAUAUAAAUAGGAUUUAUUAUUGAGUUAGAAUUGACCAAAAUCUACUAUUUUUGCAUUCGUCUUGAACAUAGCUUUAUAAUGGUUGUUUUAGUGUUUUUUUUAAUGUAAAAUUAUGAUGUAUGUAGGUUAUAACUAUUGUAAAGUUUAGUAAGAAUUAAACAGUUUUUAUAAAAUCUG